Dibothriocephalus latus is the source of this 429-nucleotide messenger RNA. Lineage: Eukaryota; Metazoa; Platyhelminthes; Cestoda; Diphyllobothriidea; Diphyllobothriidae. The record is from the annotation of a GenBank genome assembly.
AUGGCAACACGUGGAACCGUGGGCUCCAUAUUGGCCCGCGAGCGCCAGUCCCUGGUAGAGAACUCCCCAGAAGUACCCCAGUGGUCUCGACAAAAACGCAACGCCGAGGACUUCUCCAAUGUGCUCUUGGUAGCCUUCGCAGCUCAGCCAAUUGAUCGCUUGGUCCAUCCCCUUAGUGGCAACUUUUUCACUCAAGAGCACGAUUUUGUACCUUACCUAAUGCGUGGCUCUGCGAUUUCCUUUUAUAGCAUGGCUGAGGUUGAUGUUCGCUUUGACCUGGUGGUCUCUAAUUGCCUCAGCGGCACUGGCCGCAUGCGUCCGAAUCACUUUGUUGGCGAUGAAAUUCCUCGUAAAUGUACUCGCGACCCAACUCUAGUAAGUCCUACUCUAAGUUUGGGUCUCAUUCCACUUGUCAGUAUUAUUUCAUAG